Molecule: messenger RNA, 339 nt
Organism: Camelus dromedarius (Arabian camel)
Lineage: Eukaryota; Metazoa; Chordata; Mammalia; Artiodactyla; Camelidae
Gene: LELP1
Product: late cornified envelope like proline rich 1
Exons: 1
Coding region: 1-339 (112 amino acids)
Source: RefSeq, a predicted model, not a curated record
AUGUCGAGUGAUGAUAAAAAUAAACCUAGUGAACCCAAGAAUGAGCCCAAGCACUGUGACCCCAGGUGUGAACAAAAGUGUGAGACUAAAUGCCAGCCCAGCUGUUUAAAGAGGCUGCUGCAACGGUGCACUGAAAAGUGCCCACGAGAAAAGUGCCCAGCACCACCAAAGUGCCCCCCGUGCCCCCCGUGCCCCCCGCCCUGCCCCCCGCCCUGCCCCCUGCCGUGCCACCCGCCAUGCCCUCCGCCGUCAUGCCCGUGCCCAGCUUCCUCUCCCCCCAAGCCAUGUGCCAAGCCCUGUCCUCCUAAAUGCCCGCCGCCCUGCCCUCCCCCAGAGUGA